Messenger RNA from Acipenser ruthenus (sterlet), 2669 nucleotides. Its product is annotated as serine/threonine-protein phosphatase 2A 56 kDa regulatory subunit alpha isoform-like. Gene Ontology annotation, molecular function: protein phosphatase activator activity. Gene Ontology annotation, biological process: signal transduction; protein dephosphorylation. Gene Ontology annotation, cellular component: cytosol; protein phosphatase type 2A complex; nucleus. The transcript is spliced from 14 exons. The coding region runs from base 113 to 1546 and encodes 477 amino acids. The record is from RefSeq and is a predicted model, not a curated record. Lineage: Eukaryota; Metazoa; Chordata; Actinopteri; Acipenseriformes; Acipenseridae.
UUUCUGGUUGGUUAAGGGGUUUACCGGUGACUACGCACGGGCUGACUGCGAGGGGCUGGUCUCCCGACUGACUGGUGGAGGUAUUUUGGUCGCAAAGUUACCAUACAAGAAAAUGUCGGCUAUCUCGGCAGCAGAGAAAGUGGACGGGUUCACACGAAAAUCCGUGAGAAAAGCACAGAAACAGAAGAGAUCGCUGGGCUCGUCUCAGUUCCGGACCCAGAGCCAUCUGGUCGAGCUUUCACCCCUACCACAGCUCAAAGAUGCCCCUAGAACGGAGCAGCAAGAGCUCUUCUGUCAGAAGCUACAGCAGUGUUGCAUGCUUUUCGAUUUCAUGGAACCUGUUGCAGACCUGAAGAGCAAAGAAAUUAAACGGGCAACGCUAAACGAACUGGUGGAUUUUGUCUCCACAAACAGAGGUGUGCUGGUUGAGGCAGCUUACCCUGAAAUUGCUGCAAUGAUUAGCACCAAUAUUUUCCGAACACUUCCUCCCAGUGACAACCCAGAUUUUGACCCUGAAGAGGAUGAACCCACUCUUGAGGCCUCGUGGCCUCAUAUACAGCUGGUGUACGAGUUUUUUCUAAGGUUCUUGGAAAAUCCUGAUUUCCAGCCUAGCAUUGCAAAGCGAUACAUUGACCAAAAGUUUGUGCUGCAGCUUUUGGAACUGUUUGACAGUGAAGAUCCACGAGAGCGAGACUUCUUAAAAACUGUGCUGCACCGGAUUUAUGGGAAAUUCCUGGGGUUAAGAGCAUUCAUCAGGAAACAGAUAAACAACAUCUUUUUACGGUUCAUUUACGAAACCGAGCAUUUUAAUGGAGUUGCCGAGCUGCUGGAGAUCUUAGGAAGUAUCAUCAACGGUUUUGCACUACCUUUAAAAGCAGAACACAAACAGUUUCUAAUGAAGGUUUUGAUUCCUAUGCACACAGUUAAGGGUCUGACUCUGUUUCACGCACAGCUGGCCUACUGUGUUGUACAGUUCUUGGAAAAAGACUCCACCCUUACUGAACCGGUCAUUAGAGGAUUGCUGAAGUUUUGGCCAAAAACUUGCAGUCAGAAGGAGGUCAUGUUCUUGGGUGAAAUUGAGGAAAUCCUUGACGUCAUUGAGCCAACACAGUUUAAAAAGAUUCAUGAACCUCUGUUCAAGCAGAUAGCAAAGUGUGUCUCCAAUCCUCACUUUCAGGUAGCUGAACGAGCUUUAUAUUUCUGGAAUAAUGAAUAUAUUCUGAGUCUAAUUGAGGAAAACAUUGACAAAAUCCUACCAAUUAUGUUUGGUAGCUUGUACAGAAUCUCCAAAGAGCACUGGAACCCGACGAUUGUAGCUCUGGUUUACAAUGUUCUGAAGACAUUAAUGGAGAUGAACAGCACUUUGUUUGAUGAUUUAACAGCCUCAUAUAAAGCAGAAAGACAACGUGAGAAGAAGAAAGAGCAGGAGCGCGAGGAGCUGUGGCGGAAGCUGGAUGAGCUGAGGGUGAAGGAAGCUUCAGGCAUGCUGAACAACACUCACAGCCUGCAGAACGCUCAAAACAAUAACAACACAAGUGCCAAAUGACACGGGAUCCACAACACAGCUACAACGUCUGCUGGAUGGGCAACAAUUUUUUCUACUCGAUCAUUUUUGAAACAUGUGAGAACUAUCAAGAGGAAACCUCAUCAGUAUGUUAAAAAUUAAAAAAAAUAUAUAUAUAAAUAUAUUAAAGCCAAUUAUUUUUGGCAAGCUAUAAAUAAGAAUCUGUGGACUUUUAAGAAUAUUUUUGGGAUGUUAGUGUGACCACAGUUGAUUUUGUAACCUUGUCUAAUCCAUUGACUUAGCUAUUUCACUGAGAAAUUAGUUUUAUUAUCAUUUUGUGAUAUGAGUGAGGAAUAAAAUAUUACGGGAGUGGUGAAAAUUAUGACCUGAAAAUGUUUUGAUUGUGCUGCACAUAGACAAAUUUAGUCAGCUAUUUAAAGUAAUGAUUUUCCUAUUUUAUAUGUGCUUUCCACACUGCUGUAGGAGUGGGGGGGUGAAAAAAAAAGAAUGGUAAAGUUGUGCUGUUUCCUUGUAUAAAACCAGAGGAUCUAUGUCCCUCACCUCCCAUGGGUGCCCUUUCCACUUGGGUGUUUAUUUCCUUUCUAAAGAUAAAUUGUUUCAUUUAUUUCAACCAUUAUAUAUAUAUAUAUAUAUAUAUAUACACACACAGAUAUAUAUAUAUAUAUAUAUAUAUAUAUAUAUAUAUAUAUAUAUAUAUAUAUAUAUAUAUAUAUAUAUAUAUAUAUAUAUCUGUGUGUGUAUAUAUAGAUAGGACACAUGGGACUUAAAUGCAGCCAUAAAUUACCUAUUUAAGUAUUAAUAAAUAUGAACUGCAGAAAAUAUUGGCCACAGAGUAUUUUUAAUGUCCUUAUUAAAGUAUUUUCAAAAAAUAAAUUAAGUAAAAGAGAGCUAACAAGAUAUGAGCCAUAUUUUUAAGCACCUGGGAUUCAUUUUUAGAGGGUCGGAGCAUUAUCUUAACAUGGAAGACUGAGAAGUUCAGGGGGAAAAAAUGUAUGUUUGUAUUCUCUAUCUAGUUUUUCUGAUGCCUUUUGUCAGAGUACCAUUCCAAUCUCUGUUAACAUACAAUUGUGGUGAAAACUGUUGUGAUGAAAGACCACCUUUGGGGUUUUGAACAUCAUUGAAUAAAGUCUGCUUUAUGUUUCUA